Messenger RNA from Prunus dulcis (almond), 318 nucleotides. RefSeq names its product tryptophan synthase alpha chain-like. Gene Ontology annotation, biological process: L-tryptophan biosynthetic process. NCBI's taxonomy places the organism in Eukaryota, Viridiplantae, Streptophyta, Magnoliopsida, Rosales, Rosaceae. Bases 1 to 318 code for a protein of 105 amino acids. The record is from RefSeq and is a predicted model, not a curated record. Gene Ontology annotation, cellular component: chloroplast; cytosol. The transcript has a single exon. Gene Ontology annotation, molecular function: tryptophan synthase activity.
AUGAAGGACAUAGUUGAAGCUUCAGAUGGAUUUGUAUACCAUGUGAGCACUGUGGGAAUUACCGGUGCCCGUGAAUCGGUGAACGAACAAAUUCCGAGGCUUUUAAGGGAAAUUAGAGAGGCAACAACCAAGCCUGUGGCAGUUGGUUUUGGGCUAUCAAAGCCCGAACAUGUGAAACAAGUAGCAGAGUGGGGAGCUGAUGGUGUUAUUGUUGGUAGUGCCAUUGUGACGGUGUUGGGGGAAGCCAAGUCUCCUAAAGAAGGGUUGAAAGCACUUGAAACUUUCACCAAGUCUUUCACAUCUGCACUCCUUGGUUAA